AGCUGUUUCAUUGUUAACUUGUAAUUAGACAUCAGCAAUUUUUUUUUAGUGAAAUAAAAAAAUUUCUUUUUUAAAUAAUUUUAGAAAUUAUUCAUAUUUCUUUUCUUAGUUCUUUAUUUAAUUUACUAUGAGCUAUCCUCAGAAUGGAACCAAACCUCUAGAUCAGCAGUUCGCUGCUCUGGAAAUCAAUCAGAACAAUGGUCCUCAAUUUGAUGCUGUUGCUCCGGCUCCGGUUGCACAAAUGCCGGCAAGAGCUUAUGUGAAUCCUAAUGAAAAUUUCCAAAAUCCGGAAAUGUACAGAGGACGAGGCUUCAAUAAUCAAUAUAAUGAAGGUCCACGUGAUUCAUACAAUCGUCCUAGAACAUUCAAUAACUCUGGUGAUCGUGGUGGCGGCCGAAAUUUUAAUGAUAAUCGAUUUCCACGUGAAAAUGGCUUUGUGAAUCGUGGCUAUAACACGAAUAAUCGAUUUUUUCCGAGAGGCAAUGCAAAUCUAUCGUGGCGAGAUCCUCCUCAGCCACAACAGCCUCAAAUGGAAGCUGCAAAUGGAUUUCAGGCUGAAAAUCAAACCCGUAAUUUUUAUCCUCGAACCAAUAUGAAUGGAUUUGGUGGUCAGAAUCGCGGUGGAAAUAAUCCUGGUUUUUAUCAAGGUCGAAGUCCACCAACUCAACAAGUUAAUCAUGAUUGGACUGUCCCAUUGCCACCAAACGAAGAGUAUGAAAAGCAUUUGUUUUCAGGCGUUCAUACUGGCAUUAACUUUGAAAAAUAUGAAGAUAUUCCCGUCAAAGUUACCGGUGAAUAUUGUCCACAACCCAUCGAAUCAUUUUCUGAUCCUCAAUUGAAAUUGACACCGAUUAUUGAAAAUAACGUUAAAUUAGCCAAUUAUGAUAAACCUACACCGGUGCAAAAGUAUGCCAUUCCUAUUAUAAUGGCUCGUCGUGAUCUAAUGGCUUGUGCACAAACUGGUUCUGGCAAAACUGCUGCUUUCUUGUUGCCCAUAUUGAAUAAUGUAUUCAUAUCUGGCCCUCCUGCUCCCCCUCCUGUACGUCGACUAGCUGGCUAUCGAGCUCGUCAUUUUCCGUUAAUUUUGAUUCUGGCUCCAACACGAGAGUUGGCACUUCAAAUUUAUGACGAAGCUAAAAAAUUUUCUUAUCGUUCCCGUGUUCGACCAUGUGUCGUAUAUGGUGGUUCAGAUAUUGGUGCCCAAAUGAGAGAUCUGGACAAUGGAUGUCAACUUUUAGUUGCCACUCCUGGACGUUUGAUUGAUAUGGUGGAACGAAAAAAAAUUGGUUUGGAAAAGAUUGCUCAUCUUGUUUUGGAUGAAGCCGAUCGUAUGCUUGAUAUGGGUUUUGAACCACAAAUUCGUCAAAUCGUUGAAGCUUGUGACAUGCCUGUGACUGGCGUACGACAAACAUUGAUGUUUUCGGCUACUUUUCCGAAAAAAGUUCAAGAAUUGGCAACAAACUUUUUAGAUAAUUACAUUUUCUUGACUGUUGGACGUGUUGGAAGUACUUCGGAAAACAUAACACAAAAAGUUGAAUGGGUCAAUGAGAACGACAAACGUUCAUACUUACUUGAUUUGUUGAACAAUGAUAGUCAUCGUUCAGGACCUGAAUCUUUGACUUUGAUCUUUGUUGAAACCAAAAAAGGUGUUGAUUAUCUUGAAAAUUUCUUGGAACGAAAUGGCUGUCAUGUAAGCAGCAUUCAUGGUGAUCGAAAUCAAUCGGAUCGUGAAGAUGCAUUGUAUAGUUUCCGAGCUGGACGAACUCCAAUAAUGGUUGCAACAGCUGUAGCAGCUCGUGGUUUGGAUAUUCCAAAUGUCAAACAUGUAAUCAAUUUUGAUUUACCAAACGAUAUUGAAGAAUAUGUUCAUCGAAUUGGUCGAACAGGUCGUGUGGGAAAUUUGGGUUUGGCAACAUCGUUUUUCAAUGACAAAAAUAAAAACAUUGCCAUGAAUCUUUACGAACUUAUGGUCGAAUCAAAACAAACUAUUCCAGAUUUCUUGACUAGCAUGGUUAAAUCAAUUAAUGCUGAAUCACGAAACACUUGGAACCGUCACAAGCCUGGUCCACGAAGAUAUGGUGCUGGUGGUUUUGGUUCACGAGAUUUCCGACAAUCUUAUGAUGAUCAUGGUGAAACACCACGUUAUUCAAUGGCUCCACCGCGACAGAUGAAUGGUUUUGUUGGCUACAACAAUUCCAAUCACAACAACAAUUCAUAUUCGCGUCCAUCCAACCCUCGCAAUAAUGUUCCAAGCUGUUGGGACUAAUUGUGAUUGGUUAAUUUUAAUCAAUC
This is a messenger RNA of Dermatophagoides pteronyssinus (European house dust mite), 2292 nucleotides long. RefSeq names its product ATP-dependent RNA helicase bel (gene bel). Gene Ontology annotation, molecular function: nucleic acid binding; ATP binding. The record is from RefSeq and is a predicted model, not a curated record. Lineage: Eukaryota; Metazoa; Arthropoda; Arachnida; Sarcoptiformes; Pyroglyphidae.